GUUGGGGUUUGCUUUCCUUCCAGUUUGUGUCUGUUCUAGCUGGUUGUUGGGCGGUGGGUGGGAACCAGGGCUGAGUGGCCUUGUUGGUUGCAGUGAUGCGGACCCAGGGUAGCCUGCGGCUGAUCCUCAACACCAAGCUGUGGGCUCAGAUGCAGAUUGACAAGGCCAGUGAGAAGAGCAUUCGCAUCACAGCCAUGGAUACCGAGGACCAGGGCGUGAAGGUCUUCCUGAUCUCGGCCAGCUCCAAGGACACGGGCCAGCUAUAUGCCGCCCUGCACCACCGCAUCCUGGCCCUGCGCAGCCGCGUGGAGCAGGAACAGGAGACCAGAACACCUGCCCCCGAGCCUGGUGUGGCCCCAUCCAAUGAAGAUGACAGUGACGAUGACGACGUCCUAGCUCCGUCAGGGGCCACAGGAGGCGGCGCUGACAACGAAGGGGACGGGCAGACAGCUGGGAGCACAUAGCGCCGGGAGCUGGCCACCCAGGAGCCUGCUGCUUUGUCCGUCUGUCCACCCACCCGCCCGCCCCUCUCCGGC
Molecule: messenger RNA, 536 nt
Organism: Myotis brandtii (Brandt's bat)
Lineage: Eukaryota; Metazoa; Chordata; Mammalia; Chiroptera; Vespertilionidae
Product: ran-binding protein 3-like
Exons: 3
Coding region: 96-464 (122 amino acids)
Source: RefSeq, a predicted model, not a curated record